Molecule: messenger RNA, 648 nt
Organism: Adineta ricciae
Lineage: Eukaryota; Metazoa; Rotifera; Eurotatoria; Adinetida; Adinetidae
Source: the annotation of a GenBank genome assembly
AUGCGAGUACAGGAACGUUGGAAACGACAAGCGGAACGUGAACAAGCUAUAUUGAAGAGACAACGUGUCGGAUUAGAAAACAUAGAAACCUGGGAGCAAAAGCAUUGGAAAAGUCGACUUAAAAAGGAUAAAGACGACGUUGAUAGGCGUCCAAAUCCAGAACACGUUCAUGAUCGUUGCUAUUGCACUUCAUGUUAUGGAUCUGAACGUAAUGAUGUCUUAUUUGCUGGUGGCGCACAUUAUGUGAUACCACGUGGUUGGAUACGUUUAGGUGUCUGUGUUCAUCAAGUCAAGCAAGAACAUUUCUGGCGGUCAAUUACUCGAUGGUUCCAUCUUACCCAUUCGUCCUGUGGUCAUAUUUCUGGGCAGUAUUUCAUCUACACAUCAUCUACCAUUGCUUACGCUGAUCUUCCUGUUUAUGCUCCGUCGUAUGAUUUCACUUCAAACGAAGUUAAUCGAUACAAAGUGAAGUUCGCUCUGGUCUGCCGGCAAGAUCCAGAAUUAAUGAACAGUCAAGCGGAAACCAUGGACAGUCAAUCCAGAAGAAUAUGUCCCCACAUUCCAUAUUCAGACAUCGAAUAUUUCAUUAAAGCACGAGCGUCUUUAGUCACUUAUGACUUAUUGCUGCAUAUGAAACCAAUAAACUAA